GCUCAUCUCCAUCGUCUUUACGUCUUCAUCAACGGCAGCGCACCACGUCGUCGCCGAUCGCCGUCCGCCGACCGCUGACCGCCGACCGCUGACCGCCAACUGCCUCCGCCUCCGCUGCUACGCCUCCGCCGCCACCAUGCACUGUUUGCGGCACUUGGCCAUCCUCUCCGUCCUCGUCCCUUUCCCAUCUACAUCACCAUAUGUGCUCCUCCUCGUCGCUAUGGUCGCGUACAUGGCCGUCCGGCCGUGCGGGUAUUGUCUAGCUACGCUCGUCAUCGUCUUCUUCUCGACCUCGCCCUCUUCGCCCUUUCUCGCCGCCCUCUCGCCGGACCCCACCUCGUCUCCAUCCCCAUCUCCAAACACCGCCGCCGCCGCCGCCGCCGCCGCCGCCGCCGCCCCGCUCUCCUCCCCAAUCCCCGACCGCGGCGCCUUCUUUCUCAACGCAGGCUGGAUCUUUGACCCGGCUCUCGAAGGCUACCGCGCAAUGCAGCGUGUGUGGGACAAGCCCACCUGCACCUCCGCUUCGCAAUACCCGCCAACACCACCGGCUCUUCCCCUCCCGAAAUGGUACCAUGACCUGCGGGUCGGCGGGGUGGGGCUCGUCCUGGACUUUGGGUGGCGGCGGACGGAGGAGGGGUUGAGGUGGGAGCUGGCGCAGCAUAAGCGGGCAGCGGAGAUUGCGGGGUAUCGUGCUGCGGAGAGGGCGGGGGGGAUGGGGAGUGGAGGAGAGAGAGAGGAGGAGCGUCAGCGGCGCCAGGGCGAGCCCACGGUGUCAGGCUCGGGUGGUGGAGCGUGGAUGCGGUCGCCGUUUGUUGGGUCGUGGUAGAGGAUGUGCAUGGUAUUACAAUUGUCUAGUUGUCUAGCGACGAGGAGGAGAUGAGGAGGAGGAGGAGGAGGAGUCGGGAAGCGGGCCGAAUGGCGUGGUAUCUAGCCGGGGAGCAGCGGUGGCUCAUCCCGCUCAGGCGAUGCGGCGGAUUCGCCGGGCCGCUCUGAGAUUGUCCCCAGGCCGAGAGAGACAGAGACACAGAGACACAGAUGCAACGAGCAUGUACAGUACAGCAGGAGCAUGCACACGCUACUCUGCAGAU
Messenger RNA from Cutaneotrichosporon oleaginosum, 1088 nucleotides. RefSeq lists its product as uncharacterized. NCBI's taxonomy places the organism in Eukaryota, Fungi, Basidiomycota, Tremellomycetes, Trichosporonales, Trichosporonaceae. The record is from RefSeq and is a predicted model, not a curated record.